CGACUCCACAGGGGCCGCUUUCUUCUAUUUUCUCUCUUCGGAACUGUCCAUUCCGAGUGAGCAGGAUGUCUUCGAGCGGUCUAGGCAAGGGCAGGAGCGGACCGAGCCUUCCAGCAUACUAUGGCUCGUCCAAAAAUCCUGGCAGCAUUGCCCGAGCAAAGGCCAAGGCCGGUCCGAAUCGAUCAACAAAGGCGUCUGGCAAGCUCAAGAUCCUCCCCGAAGAGCCUGAAGAUGUGAAUGCGACUGCGUCAAUACCGAAGGAGGGUCAAGAUGGUGCCAUGCCGAAAAAGUCGGGCGGUGGAGGCGGUGGAGACGACGACGACGAUGAUGAUUCCUCCGAUGAAGACGAUUCCGGCGAGGCCGUCGAUCGCUUUGGAACGACUGCAGAGGAGGAGAGGAGCCGAAUUAAUAAGCAGCUUGCCCUGGCACAGAUUCCAGAGGGAAGCAUGCGGCGGGAUGCCAGGAGACUUACCAGGAAGGGCCGGGCCAGUCUUCCGAGGGUCACGGCAUAUAGCACGGCGACAUCAUAUCGGAUGCGUGAGCUGACAAAGUGGCUUCAAGCCAGGAGGGAUACGCACCGGACCAACGUCAUGACUUUCGACGAGUGCGUCUACACGACGUACACCUACGAGCUGGUCGACGAGGCUAGAGGUAUCUCGAACCAUCAUCACCAUCCCCACCAUCACAGCCAUGUCCACAACUACAAUCAGCGCGGUAACGAGGACUCCAAAUCAAAACUGCGAAAUCGGAGUCAUUCGGCGGGAAGCGUGCAAAAGGACCAUUUGACCAAAACUGGCGAUCUUCUGGGCAUUCCCGAGCUGCAAGGCGAAAAUGAAGAGUCGGGCAUUUCUAAAGAGAAUGGAGCCGAGGGUCAGCAAGAAAGCGAGAAUGGAACGAGCAACAACGGUGCGAGUACCGCCACGCUGGUCGAUGUUGGCGAGCAGGGCGAGGAGGCGGACGAACAGGAUGCCGAACAAGCCGAGCAAAGGCGACAGGAAGAAGAGGCGAAGAGGAGAAGGGAGGAGGCCAGGCUGAGGAGAAAAGAGAGGUUCUCGGUCCACGGCAUGAUCCCCGAGAUCUUUUUCAUGGAAUAUGGCACCGUCGUAAUUUGGGGCAUGUCCGUUACAGAGGAGAAGCGGCUCCUGCGGGAGUUGCGCAAGUUCGAGGUGGAAAAGCUGGCGCAUGAGGACGUCGAGAGCGAGGAGCUCAACUGGUACCUGGCAGACUACAGUCGCAUCUACAAUGAUGUUAUCACUCUCCGGCGCGGCUCAAGCUACAUGACGAAGCUGUCGCUCUCACAUGCCUUGGCCCAAUCGACUAAAAUCAGCUUCUUUGAAGGCGUCAUCGACAACACAAUCGACACGACAAAAGACAUUCCUCAGAGCAUCGCCGAAAGUGGCAAGAUUGGCCUGCCUCCCGUCGACAUCAUGAAGCAGAUUGGACACCUUUUUAUCCUGCGGAUGAACAUCCACCUCGUCGGAUCCAUCGUUGACUCGCCGGAAAUCUUCUGGGCCCAACCCGAUCUGGAGCCCCUCUAUUCGGCCGCCAGGUCCUAUCUCGAGAUUCCCCAGCGCAUCGAGCUGCUCAAUGCCCGCGUGGAGGUGCUCCAGGAUAUGCUCCAGCUCCUGAAGGACCAGGUCACGAGCUCACAUUCCGAAUGGCUGGAGAUCAUUGUCAUCGUCCUCAUUCUACUAGAAAUCGUCCUCGGAGUGGCCACGAUGAUUGUCGACCUCUACUUUGCUUAAUAUUCUCCUUUUCUCUUCGCAUCUCGAUCUCUUCGUCUGAUGACCACCCUCAGGCUUCUGGCUCUCGUGUUCACAUCUACAUCCAUAUACAAUUGACCUAGGCAAACUCUCAAUCCUGUCAC
Molecule: messenger RNA, 1867 nt
Organism: Acaromyces ingoldii
Lineage: Eukaryota; Fungi; Basidiomycota; Exobasidiomycetes; Exobasidiales; Cryptobasidiaceae
Product: DUF155-domain-containing protein
Exons: 6
Coding region: 66-1745 (559 amino acids)
Source: RefSeq, a predicted model, not a curated record